Rubroshorea leprosula is the source of this 1846-nucleotide messenger RNA. The record is from the annotation of a GenBank genome assembly. NCBI's taxonomy places the organism in Eukaryota, Viridiplantae, Streptophyta, Magnoliopsida, Malvales, Dipterocarpaceae.
ACAGCAGCACACGAGCUAACUAGAACCACAACAACAACAACAACAUAAGUUGAGGCAUUUUCCAGACCAAAUUAGAUCUCUAUUUGCAUAAAUCAAUGGAUGUGUUAUUGAUGAGCUAGGGUUUCUGGUUGCCGUUUGCUGGAGGAAAAUCUUGAGAGGGGUUGGGUUUUUGGGUGUGAUUGGUGGUGGUGACAGAAAUGGCGGCCAGGAACCCUUUCGAUUUGCUCGGAGAUGAUGAUGCCGAGGAUCCAUCGCAGCUGAUUGCAGCGCAGAAAGCUGCUGUGUCGAAGAAGGAGCUGGCUCCGGUUCAGACUAAGGCAGCUGUUGCGGUAGCUCAAGCUAAGCCUGCUAAGCUUCCUUCUAAGCCUCUGCCUCCAUCUGAGGCUGUGAGGGAGGCAAAGAGUGACGCUGCACGUGGAGGACGUGGAGGUGGUGGUGGACGUGGAUUUGGACGGGGGCAUGGUGGUGGUGGAAGGAGUAGACGUGACUCUUUCAAUGAUGAAAACUCAUAUGGCAACGUUGCAGUACCUGGUGGUCAAGGUGGACCUGAAGAUGGAGAGGCAGAGAAGCCCUCUGAAAGGCGUGGCCAUAGUGGGCCUCGUCCUUAUCGUGGUGGUCGCCGUGGUGGUUUCAGUAAUGGAGAAGCUGGAGAGGAGGAACGCCCCCGCAGGCAGUUUGAACGCCAUAGUGGGACUGGGCGUGGAAAUGAGAUGAAACGUGAAGGAGCAGGCCGUGGAAACUGGGGAACUCAGGCAGAUGAACUUAAGGAGGUGACUGAAGAAGUUGUUGAUGAUGGUAAGAAUUUAGGUGAUGAAAAGCCAGCAGGAGAAGAAGAUGCUGGGGGUGCUAACAAGGAGAGCCCAGCAAAUGAAUCUGAGGAAAAAGAACCUGAGGAGAAGGAGAUGACUCUUGAGGAGUAUGAGAAGGUGCUUGAGGAGAAGAGGAAGGCCCUGCAAGCACUUAAGACUGAGGAAAGAAAGGUGGAUGCCAAGGAGUUCGAGUCCAUGCAGCAGCUUUCAAAGAAAAAGAGCAAUGAUGAUGUCUUUAUCAAAUUGGGCUCUGAUAAAGAUAAGAAAAAAGAGGCAGCUGAGAAGGAAGAGAAGGCCAAAAAGUCUGUCAGCAUUAAUGAAUUCCUUAAACCUGCUGAACGGGAGAGGCUCUACAAUCCAGGUGGCCGUGGCCGUGGCCGUGGUCGAGGUUCAAGAGGGUUUGGUGGGGGCAGUGGCAUGAGUGAUCUCUCAGCCCCUAAAAUUGAAGAUCCCAGUGAUUUCCCAACUUUAGGGGUCAAGUGAGAUUCUCAAGACCCAUUUACAAACUCUUAAUUUUCCUUUUGCAUGUUUUGGGUUAUUUAAUGUUGGGCAAGAAGUUGGCUAGAAUAACAUGGUCUCUUGUGGCCAAAAGGAGUUCAAUUUUAUGCUUUAAAAUGUAUAUUUUGGUCCUCCUCACUUGUCUCCUUGUAGUUCUCUCUAUCAGAAUGCUAGGAUAUUUCCUUUCCAAGAAUUUGAAGUCAUGUGAAACAGUUUAACUUAUGAUAAGAAACUCUUAUUGGUCAGUUUUGAUUUGUCAUGGAUGGAACUUUUUAGCUAAUUUAUGCCAGCAUGACGAAUACCGGUGAGGCAGUUGUUCUAUUUUGUUACUAAAUUAUGCCAACACGAAUGCGGAUGUGGCAGUUCUGGACCCUCAAAUUUUCUGGUUGUAGUGGAAAUUUGUAAGUACAGGACAAGGCAAUCCUGAUAUGCAAGUAGGAACCGUGAUUUCCCUUGUUAUCGAAACACAAUACCCUUUCACCAGGAAUGAAUGGCGUCCAUUGUUGCAUUGUUUAAAGGAAUGAAUGGGAGUUGUAUCG